AUGGCCGCCACCACCGCGAACCAGACUACGGCGAAUGUAACGACUGACAACAACGCAACUGGGCCAGCACAAGCUGCUGAGACCGCUGCAGCAAGUCAGCCCUCCGACGACGACAGCGAUGUCUCGAUGGACGACUCCGACAUGAGUGACCGCUCGGACUUCACCGAUGACCUUUGGGUUCCUCCAGAGUCAUCUUACCUCAGCGGCGAGAUUCUCCGUGCGAGCCCAACUGGUGUGAUCUACGACCUGUGCACUGCAGCAGAGCUCAAGAAGUUCGUCAACGACCGCAGGCUCCAAGAUCCUUACCCGCAAGGCGUCACGCUCAAGUACUUCUACCUGCGCGAGCUUGAGAAGGCUGAUGAGAGUCUGAGCUUCCGUUUCAUGGACCUUCCUGCCGAGAUGAGACUCCUGACCUACCGCCAACUUCUCGUCCAUCACAACAAUGGCCAGGGCCCCGUAGGCCACCUCCACCCGCAGAUUCUUCGCACCUGCAAGAUGGUUCACGCUGAGGCAAAGGAAGUCUUGUACGAUGACAACACCUUUUGUGCCUUCUUCUCUGUCUGUCAAGGUGGCGACGUGACUCAUCGGCUGGCACGUGUUCACGGAGAAUCAAUGGUUGGGCAUUGCGGUCAUAUGAAGUACUAUCGGAUCCCGCGUGCCAUCGAGGACUACCCUGAGCUCUUCCGGCGCAUCGCGAGGCUCAAGAUCACGCUGGACUAUGAGUGUUAUGACGAAUCGGAAAAUGGUGACGAGUACGAUCCUGCGUUACUCAACUAUCCUCUCUGGGGACUUGCAUCCUUCCUGAUGGAUGGCCAUCGCCUCAAGAGACUGCAUCUCGAGCUUAUACUCCCCGAUGGACUCACCGACCAAGACUACGAAACGACCCUAUUUCCUCUUCGUCGUCUUAGCAACAUCAAGACUCUCACUGUAACUGACAAUGUCCCGUCCCGGAUCGUGCAGAAACUCAAGUCCGAUCUGCGAAGCUCCGAGCCGGCGUUCAACAGCCUACGCCACUGGAAGUUGCUAGACGAUGAAGCAAACGCACAGAUGGAGCUUUUCACAUCAGUACACCCAGGCUACGAGGAGGAUUACGGCGAGGACUUCUUGUCAGCGAGCAUGGAGGAUCUCAGUUUUCAGUCCACUGUGCCGUACAUGUGGAAGCAGAAGUGCUUCAACUCACGGUUGGAAGAGAGAUUCAUCGCCCAGCUGUCGAUGCUUCGCGAGGCGCUUCAGGGAUUGCAAGCUGUGGAGAUCAAGAAGCUGAUAGAAGCUGUGCUCGAGAAACGUGCGGCGCUGAAGGCAUACAACGAAGUGUCUGACGAUGGGAGGCUUGCAGAAGCUAUGUCUUGUGCGAAGGACUCCAACUUGUUCGGCAAAGCGGUGUUGAAUGAGGAAGGAGAUGAGUGGAGUGAUGAUGAAGAGCCGGACGAAGAGCCGACCGUGGAGAAACCGGCUGUCAGUGGCCCGUCCGACAAGCCGCCUUCGACAGCUGAGGAAGGCGACCCUCAAGGAACCAACAAGCCGGGAGCAGAGGUCACUCCACACCCAACCUUGACUUCGUCCCAGAUCGAUGCCAUCUUCGACGAAUGGGUUCCUCCCCGCUCGCCUUCUCCUGAGCUUUGA
This is a messenger RNA of Saxophila tyrrhenica, 1623 nucleotides long. RefSeq lists its product as uncharacterized. The record is from RefSeq and is a predicted model, not a curated record. The transcript has a single exon. NCBI's taxonomy places the organism in Eukaryota, Fungi, Ascomycota, Dothideomycetes, Mycosphaerellales, Extremaceae. The coding region runs from base 1 to 1623 and encodes 540 amino acids.